Gongylonema pulchrum is the source of this 1180-nucleotide messenger RNA. The record is from the annotation of a GenBank genome assembly. NCBI's taxonomy places the organism in Eukaryota, Metazoa, Nematoda, Chromadorea, Rhabditida, Gongylonematidae.
UGUAACACUGGGUUCAAGUGAGGUGUCAUUCCUACAAAUUCGAGGAUCAGUCCCGCUUUUUUGGGAACAGCCCGGUAUCAAUGUUGGCUCUCAUAAGGCGCACUAUAAAAAUUCACACUGUGCUGUUGAUUACAUUGCUUUUGAUUAUCACGAAGAAAAACGAAAUUGCCUAAAACUGAUUGAUAGGUUGAAGGCGACAAUUCUGAAGUGUAUGUUCUUCUGCAGGCGUAAUGGAAGCUUAAUUUGCACGCAAAAUGGCGUCAUUCGUGUAAAUUGUCUGGAUUGCUUGGAUCGAACAAAUGCGGUGCAGACUCUCAUCGGAUUUCAGGUAGCUCGUUUUCAUUUUGGGAUUUUUAGGAUUGUACCACUGAUCCUCCAGUCAUAUGAGGUGUUGACGUCGCAGCUGGAAAGUCUACAGGUUGAUAGGAAAUAUAUUUCACGAUUUGAAGAGCACCUAAAAGAUAUAUGGCAGCGGAACGGCGAUGCAUGCAGUGUGAUUUAUGCUGGUACCGGCGCACUGGAAGGGAAAAGUAAGGUGAAAGAUGCGCGACGAACAUUGGUACGAACAAUACAAAACAAUUUUUUGGAUUCAUCAAAGCAGGAAGCGUUUGAUUUCCUCCUUCACGGCGCAUCCAUUUACGAUUGUUUCUUCAGACAAGUUGCAUGUAUGCUUCCACGCGAUAUAAUUCAAAAAUGUCCGCCGGUAGCGAAGGAAUUGGCGGAGCGAAAGCACGAAAUGGUGGACAGCGUUCCAUUAACUGUUUGGGUUGGCACAUGGAAUGUGAAUGGUGGCAAAAAUUUCUCAGACAUUGCCUUUCGCAAUCAAACCAAUCUUGCCGAUUGGCUCUUCCCAGAACAAAUACUUGGUGCAACGGGUAGUGCGAAUUUUGAUGCGGAUAUUUAUAUUGUUGGCUUGGAAGAAAUCAUUGACCUCAAUGCUUCAAAUAUUGUAAGUGCUAGCACAACAAAUCAGCGUGCAUGGGCGCAUGGUUUACGCGAAGCAUUAUCGGAGCGUGGGAAACACGUGCUUCUGGGCAGUGAACAGCUUGUUGGCGUUUGCAUUUUUGUCUUUAUCAAACCAUCACUUGCUGCUGUAGUGCGUGAUUUAUACAUCAGCAGCGUAAAAACAGGCUUGUUUGUGAUUCUUUUUUUUUUUAAAUUUUUUAAAGGGGAAUGGUAG